AGUUAAUGAUGAACUUUAGGGACCCAUAUUGCUAGUGCUAACUUCUUUAAAUGGAAUCCUUUGGGAAAAAGCAAAUGUCUCAACUAACCAUAUUGCUAAAGAUGGACAAACAAAAAUAAAAGAUACCUGAGCCAUGGGGAGAAAAAAAUAGAGGCAAUAUGAUUACUAUAUUUCAAUUAUGUGAUAAAUGGACCCCAAUUUCCUGUCAUCAUGAACCUAUGCCAUCAUAAAUCAAUCAGGCAAGUCAGGACCAUUCAAUCAAAACUAGGCAACUAAAUUUUUUUAGUUCUUUUUUAAAGAUUUACCAAAUAUUUUUAAUCGAAUGAUCCUGACUUGAAGAUUUUACGAGUGCACAGAUUCCCUUAUUGUUGGGGAACUCGGGGGAGAAUCAGGAAUAUCAACAUGCUAAUGACCAGACACCGAGAGUUUUGGACACCACAUCUCCCAUAUGUGUUGAAUGAGUUCACACAUGGAAAGCAAGAAAAAGUGAGCAAGACUGAGUUCAAAGAGGUUCUUUUAGACAUUUUAUUGGGUAUGGCUGCUGGACUGAAGCGAGACCCGAUUGUUAUACUCCGCAUGGACGGCGAAGAUCUCCUUGAAUUUGUUAAUGGUCCUAGUUAUGAUGCAGAAAUGACAACCAUAUUCUCUCAGAUUGAAAACUCUAGUACAUCGCUUCGUGAACAUGUAAUUGAAGCUUUUGGAAGACUCAAUGUUGAUCGAGGAAUUCCCCCUAUAUCGGAUUCGUGGGUUUUUAACAACAUUGUGGAUCCGGCACUGUUGUCUCAAGCUUUGGAUAGACCUGUUACUGAUCAAGAGACUUUUUUGGAAGAAUUCAAGAAAGUGGCAUUGAGUGUGGUUGAUUGUCUUAAAGAGAAACCUGUCAUUGUAGCACACAGUGAAAACACCUUUGAUGGAAGUGGUGUCAAGAGACUCUUAUCCAACAAGUUUGAAUUAGACAAGACACUGAACACAGCUUUAGGGAAUCUGCCAAAAGAUCGAAACGGGAAAAUAACAAAGGACUAUUUGCGGGUGGCACUAGAUGUAGUGUCUCCGUCUGCUGGUUUACCUCCAGUUGGUGCAAUUGAAGAGAUGGAUAAGGUUAUUAGCGAAGCCUUUAACAUGGGGAAUAACGAAGAAGACAAGAAGACGAUGAUUAAAGAAGAAGAAUUCAAGAAAAUUUUAACUGAAAUAUUGGGGAGUAUCAUGUUGCAGUUAGAAGGAAGUCCCAUUGCUGUUUCUUCAAAUUCAGUUGUGCAUGAACCUUUAAGCUCUUCUACACUUUUGCAGCAAUAUUAAUUUUAGUUCUAGUGAAACAGCAUAUAUAACUGAUCAAGUAUAUGGCUGCUUGAAAACUAAGUGCAAUAUUUUAUUUUUAUUUAUGCAAAUUGUUACCUGCAUGAUACUACUUCUUAUCAAUAUUGUUCUAUUUUUAUGAUUUUUCACUUCUAAUGGUAA
Messenger RNA from Cicer arietinum (chickpea), 1455 nucleotides. RefSeq lists its product as uncharacterized. Lineage: Eukaryota; Viridiplantae; Streptophyta; Magnoliopsida; Fabales; Fabaceae. The record is from RefSeq and is a predicted model, not a curated record. Gene Ontology annotation, molecular function: calcium ion binding.